AUGCCAGUCACUCACAACCCCAAGACGGUACAGGCAAGAUGGCGCUUGGUCAAACGAACGCACGACGAGAACCACGUUUGUUCUGACAUCAGCCUCUUCACUGAACUCCAAAUGCCACCCAAUUCGCUCAAAACUUGGGGUAAGUACACUGUCUACGCCAUUGGCACGGUUCGAUUCAAGGUACUACAGGCAAGCCCUGGUACUCCCACUACCAUUACACUCACAAAGGUCUUGUACGUUCCGGACUACAACCGUGACGGCUACGGCAAUGUCAUGCGUACUGAUUCAACGUCGGACCAGCGGAAGCUACGACACACUGUCCACGGAGGCGAUCGUGAGAUCACAGUUCCUAGACAUGGAUCCGUUCUCGCUAGAAGCAAUACUGGAGGCAAGGCUGAGAAUGGCUACAAAUUGAUUACCGCCUCCACACGUUGA
This is a messenger RNA of Lithohypha guttulata, 435 nucleotides long. RefSeq lists its product as uncharacterized. NCBI's taxonomy places the organism in Eukaryota, Fungi, Ascomycota, Eurotiomycetes, Chaetothyriales, Trichomeriaceae. The transcript has a single exon. The record is from RefSeq and is a predicted model, not a curated record. Bases 1 to 435 code for a protein of 144 amino acids.